Messenger RNA from Verticillium alfalfae VaMs.102, 1733 nucleotides. RefSeq names its product dihydroxyacetone kinase. Lineage: Eukaryota; Fungi; Ascomycota; Sordariomycetes; Glomerellales; Plectosphaerellaceae. The record is from RefSeq and is a predicted model, not a curated record. Gene Ontology annotation, biological process: glycerol catabolic process. Gene Ontology annotation, molecular function: glycerone kinase activity. Bases 1 to 1701 code for a protein of 566 amino acids. Gene Ontology annotation, cellular component: cytosol. The transcript has 2 exons.
AUGUCGAAACGUCAUCUUUUCGACUCGCCGGAUGGGCUUGUGAACAAAGCCCUGCGAGGCAUCAUCUCUUACAACCCCUUCCUGGCUCUCGACGAGGCGAACCGCGUCGUUUUCGAUACCAAGUUUGACAAGUCCAAGGUCAGCGUCAUCAGUGGCGGCGGCUCCGGCCACGAACCAGCCUGGUCAGGCUACGUGGGCACGAACCUGCUUUCGGCAUCAGUAGCGGGCGACAUCUUUGCAAGCCCAAGUACCCGGCAAAUCCUAUCCGCCAUCGACCAAGUUCCUUCCGACAAAGGCACCAUCCUCGUCAUCACAAACUACACUGGUGACUGCCUGCACUUUGGCCUCGCCAAUGAAAAGGCGCGCGCCAGAGGCCACGACUGCCGCAUGAUCAUCUGUGGCGACGAUGUCUCGGUCGGCAAGAGGGGCAGCCUUGUCGGGCGACGCGGUCUUGCUGGCCAACUUGGCGUCCUCAAGGUCAUGGGUGGUGCCGCCGGCGCAGGUGGCUCACUAGAUGAGGUGUACGACCUCGGUGUCGCCUUUUCGCAACAAAUUGUCUCAAUCGCGGCGUCUCUCGACCACUGUCACGUCCCCGGCCGGACGGAGCACGGUGCGCUCCUCGCCGACGAGGUCGAGAUCGGCACGGGUCCCCACAACGAGCCCGGGUACCAGAAACUCUCGCCGCCGCCGUCCCCGGAGGAGCUCGUGCGCAAGGUCCUCACGUACUGCCUCGACGAGUCGGACCCGGAGCGCGGCUACGUCCAUUUUGCGCCGGGCGACGAGACGUUCCUGCUCGUCAGCAACUUUGGCGGCAUGUCACACCUCGAGAUGGGCGCCCUCGUCGAUGAGCUUCUCGACCAGCUGGCAGCAGAGUGGCGCAUGGAGCCCGUGCGUGUCUUUGCCGGGUUUCUCGAGACAUCGCUCAACGCGCCGGCGUUUAGCGUGUCGGUCAUCAACGUAUCGGCCGCGGCGGGCAAUUGCUCGUACAGCGUCGAACAGAUCCGCGGAUUCGCCGACGCGCAUACGGGCACGUACUGGGAGUCGAUGACGGGUCUGCAGUCGCAGAGGCGGAAACGCGGCGAGCAGAUUGUCACGGCGCCAUCGCAGGCGGACGAGGAGGCAAAGAGCAGGCGGGCCGCCGCCUUGGACGAGGCGCAAGACGUCAAGGUUGAGCCUGCCAGGCUAGAGGCCAUGCUGCGCACGGCGUGUGAGGCACUCGUGGCAUCCGAGCCAGACCUCACGCGCUGGGACACGGUCAUGGGCGACGGUGACUGUGGCGAGACGGUCAAGACGGUGGCCGUGUCGCUGCUAGCGGCGCUCGACGCGGGCGUGGCGCGGUCUGGGUCCGUGGGCCGCGUGCUCGCCGAGCUCGAAGAUAUCGUCGAGUCCAAGAUUGGCGGCACGCUCGGCGGCGAAAUCCGGCCGGUACCCCCCACCCAAGGGUGGGAGGCCGCACCAUCAUGGACACUCUCAUUCCCUUUGACGAAGGGCAAAGGCCGUCGGGAGCUUUCACGGCAGGGCGUGGAAGGGUGCUGUGGGGCGGUGCCGAGUCGACCAAAGGGCAUGAAAGCCGCGGCUGGGCAGGGCGACCUAUGUCGGAGUCGGGUCUGGAGACGAGCGCAGGGAGAUCCCGCCCGACCCGGGCGCGUGGGCAGCGAGGGUCACUGUGGAGGGGCUCCUCGCGGGGAUGGCUUAGACUAGGCCCCUGUGGCCAUGAUUGGUAGCGGCAGCGA